This is a messenger RNA of Arachis duranensis, 2445 nucleotides long. RefSeq names its product NADH-ubiquinone oxidoreductase chain 6. The record is from RefSeq and is a predicted model, not a curated record. Gene Ontology annotation, molecular function: NADH dehydrogenase (ubiquinone) activity. Lineage: Eukaryota; Viridiplantae; Streptophyta; Magnoliopsida; Fabales; Fabaceae. The coding region runs from base 10 to 693 and encodes 227 amino acids. The transcript has a single exon.
CGACGUACCAUGAUACUUUCUGUUUUGUCGAGCCCUGCUUUGGUCUCUGGUUUGAUGGUUUCACGUGCUAAAAAUCCGGUACAUUCCGUUUUGUUUCCCAUCCUAGUCUUUCGCGACACUUCAGGUUUACUUCUUUUGUUAGGUCUCGACUUCUCCGCUAUGAUCUUCCCAGUAGUUCAUAUAGGAGCUAUAGCCGUUUCAUUCCUAUUCGUUGUUAUGAUGUUCCAUAUUCAAAUUGCGGAGAUUCACGAAGAAGUAUUGCGCUAUUUACCAGUUAGUGGUAUUAUUGGACUGAUCCUUUGGUGGGAAAUGUUCUUCAUUUUAGAUAAUGAAACCAUUCCAUUACUACCAACCCAAAGAAAUACGACCUCUCUGAGAUAUACGGUUUAUGCCGGAAAGGUACGAAGUUGGACUAAUUUGGAAACAUUGGGCAAUUUACUUUACACCUACUAUUUCGUCUGGUUUUUGGUUCCUAGUCUAAUUUUAUUAGUAGCCAUGAUUGGGGCUAUAGUACUUACUAUGCAUAGGACGACUCAGGUAAAAAGACAGGAUGUUUUCCGACGAAAUGCUCUUGAUUUUAGGAGGACUAUAAUGAGGAGGACGACAGAUAACUCACGAUCUACUAAAAGGAAAGUUUCCGGAGAUAUUGGUUCGAAUCCAAUUCGUGAGAUAGGAUGGGAAGGAAGAGAGUAAGCAAGUUUCCCGCCUCUUGGUUUCCAGUCUCAGUGCCUGUUCUAAAGCAAGUGCCAAAAACAAGUUCUAGUGAAAGCUCGAAAGAAAGCUAUCUCUAAGCGAUAGGACUUGUGUACCCCGAGAAACGUAUUCCGCAGGACAGGAAAGACAAGUAUGGUAGAGAAGCUGUUUUCCCCCUCUAAAUGAAGAACCUGCGAAUAGUACUUGAGGCUUACACUUCAUCUCAACAGGUAAGGGCCCACGUGUGGAGAGUUUCUUUAACCAGUGGUAUCCAGUAUGACUUCUUUCAGGUUCUAUCCAAUCCAAUAUCACCUGAAAAAAAGUAUAGUUCUAGUUUCGAGGUCAGGUCCUUCCCUAACCCUAACGAGGAGGAGAGGACAAGAUAGCGUAUUUUUAGUCGAACUGGAACAUAAUUCUAAUUCCGUAUCGUAUCUCACAGUGAAGUUCCGGACUACACUACCAUAUUAUAUAUAUAUUAUCGGUGAAUGAAUUCCCGACUCCCGAGUGGUCAACUUAGAGGGCGCCCGCCUUUCCCGCAUCUUCGAGACCUCAGCUCAGCAGACCUUCGAGCCCGUCUCCUACUUCUGAGUCCGAUUCGGCUUCAGCAGCUAAUGUAGAUUUUGCCGAUUCUGCUUUUUCUUCAACAUCAACAGAUUCGUCAGCUGAAACUAAUUCCGCUUUAGCCUGAAUGAGAAAAAUAAGGGGGGGCCUUAAACAGGAUAGGGCAGGAUAGAUAAAAGGCUUUCUCUUUAAGUUACGCUACCGAUCCGAUACUAGUAUCGAAUCCACCCUUUGCUGCCUUUCGAGCCCUGAAACCUACCCUAUAUCUCUGUCCUGGCACUUCAUAGAAGAAGGAGCUUCCGCUGGAUUUACUCUGUAAGCUGGAGCCACACCACGAGUGCUUGACUGGACGAAGUCUGCUAGAAGCUCAUCCCAAGGAAGCUUCUUUGUCCACCUUUAGUCGAAGAGUUUGAUGACCGGAUGGAUGGCGCCUUCAUCAAAGGGGUAGCAAUCCAAGUGAUCCUUACAAGCAACUGCAGUCCCUGAUAAGGCAGCUAUGAUGGUAGGAACCCGAGGAAAAAAGAGUAUAGACCUUGGAGUUAUCCGCAGUGCCACGGCUCUCGCAUCUUUGGACACAGCAGAGAGGUUGUCUAGGGCGACAUUAAUAUGACAGAAUAUCUAUGAUGACUCCAUGUAAGCAAGACUAUAUAGUCAAAAAAUCCACCAUAUUAGCCUAAAAGCCUAUUAGACAGACAUCUGACUUUCUUUGGAAUUACGGUACUACCUUCCCUUUCCCUUCCAGGAUGUCUCAAUAAUGGGGCCUACCCAUAAGAUAAAAGAAGAUUUCCUUUUGCGGAUCUAUCUAUGUAGAAAAGGGGUGCUUCGGAUCGGGAGUAAUCACUAGUGAUAGGGCACUCGGGAUCGGUAGUGUUCCCCCCAUCCCUUAGUCGGUGCUCCAUAAUACGGCAGACAGACUACCCUACCUUUGAGGCUUAAUGAGGGGCUUUAGAAGCCUUUUGUCUUCUCUUAGUCUCUCCGCCCAUUCACGGAGAUUCUGAAUAUUUGUCUGGAUCAGUAGCGAGCUUACCUUUCUAUUCUCACUUACUACUAUUACGUAACUCUAUAUAAGCUCAUUAAGGAGUCAAUUAGAGAACUUCUGUAGCUAGCUUAAGGAGUCCUUUCUUUACUGUGUAUGAAGUUCUUCUAGAGUCAGUGAAAGGGGAGUUAACACCAUGAACUCUCUUUCCUUUC